Balaenoptera ricei (Rice's whale) is the source of this 1402-nucleotide messenger RNA. Its product is annotated as adenosylhomocysteinase-like. Gene Ontology annotation, molecular function: adenosylhomocysteinase activity. Bases 23 to 1330 code for a protein of 435 amino acids. The record is from RefSeq and is a predicted model, not a curated record. Gene Ontology annotation, biological process: L-methionine cycle. The transcript has a single exon. Lineage: Eukaryota; Metazoa; Chordata; Mammalia; Artiodactyla; Balaenopteridae. Gene Ontology annotation, cellular component: cytosol.
UCUGUGCGGAAACGCCGCCAGCAUGUCAGACAAGCUGCCUUACAAAGUGGCUGACAUCAGCCUGGCCGCCUGGGGACGCAAGGCCCUGGAUCUCGCAGAGAAUGAGAUGCCGGGCCUGAUGCACAUGUGGGAGAUGUACUCAGCCUCCAAACCACUGAAGGGCGACCUCACUGCCGGCUGCCUGCACAUGACCGUGGAGACAGCUGUCCUCAUUAAGACCCUCGUUGCCCUGGGUGCUGAGGUGCGGUGGUCCAGCUGCAAUAUCUUCUCCACCCAGGACCAUGCAGCAGCUGCCAUUGCCAAGGCUGGCGUUCCAGUGUACGCCUGGAAGGGUGAAAUGGACGAGGAGUAUCUGUGGUGCGCUGAGAAGACGCUGUACUUCAAGGACGGGCCCCUCAACAUGAUUCUGGACGAUGGUGGUGACCUCACCAACCUCAUCCACACCAAGUACCCACAGCUCCUGUCAGGCAUCCGAGGCAUCUCCGAAGAGAUCACAACGGGGGUCCACAAUCUGUACAAGAUGAUGGUCAAUGGGAUCCUGAAGGUGCCUGCCAUCAAGGUCAACGACUCUGUCACCAAGAGCAAGUUGGCUGCAAGUUGGCUCCUCUACGGCUGCCGGGAGUCCCUCAUAGAUGGCAUCAAGCAGGCCACAGACGUGAUGAUUGCAGGCAAGGUGGCGGUGGUAGCGGGCUAUGGCGACGUGGGCAAGGGUUGUGCCCAGGCCCUGAGGGGCUUCGGGGCCCAUGUCAUCAUCACGGAGAUCGACCCCAUCAACGCGCUUCAGGCUGCCAUGGAGGGCUAUGAGGUGACCAUCAUGGAUGAGGCCUGUCAGGAGGGCAACAUCUUUGUCACCACCACGGGCUGUGUCAACAUCCUCUUCGGCCGGCACUUUGAACAGAUGAAAGGUGACGCCAUUGUGUGGAACAUCGGACACUUUGACGUGGAGACUGAUGUCAAGUGGCCGAAUGAGAACGCUGUGGAGAAGGUGAACAUCAAGCCCCAGGUGGACCGCUACUUGUUGAAGAACGGGAGCCGCAUCAUCCUUCUGGCCAAGGGCCGGCUGGUCAACCUGGGCUGUGCCAUGGGCCACCCCAGCUUCGUGAUGAGCAACUCCUUCACCAACCAGGUGCUGGCGCAGAUUGAGCUGUGGACCCACCCAGACAAGUACCCUGUUGGGGUCCACUUCCUGCCCAAGAAGUUGGAUGAAGCAGUGGCUGAAGCCCACCUGGGCAAGCUGAAUGUGAAGCUGACCAAGCUGACUGAGAAGCAGGCCCAGUACCUGGGCGUGUCCCGUGACGGCCCCUUCAAACCUGAUCACUACCGCUACUGAGAACCAGGCCUGCCCUUUGCCUUCCAGCUGCUGUCCUUGCCUGGGUCCCACCUCUCCUCCCCAAGAGCAAAU